Molecule: messenger RNA, 1674 nt
Organism: Macroventuria anomochaeta
Lineage: Eukaryota; Fungi; Ascomycota; Dothideomycetes; Pleosporales; Didymellaceae
Exons: 1
Coding region: 353-1234 (293 amino acids)
Source: RefSeq, a predicted model, not a curated record
UUGAGUGGGUAAAAAUCAAAUUUUAGACAUUGGCGUUGCAUGAACAACGGGUACUAGCGACUUAGUGCGUGACGCUGGACCAGCCUCACACUUUAUGUCAGUACGACCAGAAACACGAGAACCGACGUCAUGUGCACUGAAUGUUCUGUCAUGAGUACCAUAGUGAAGGUCUCCGAGCUUGCAAAGCCCGAUCUCAAAGGUGACCUUGAAUUCACAUAUAAGGGCCGAAAUAUCCUGCUCUUUCGUCUCAUAUCCACACCCACCAACCACAACCACUCAAUCCUACAACACUUCCUUCUAAUACCUAAUCAACAACCUCCUCAACACAUCAACAGCAACAGCAACAUUCAAGAUGUACUCCAAGGCUCUUGCCCUGGCUCUCGCUCUUACCUCCGUGGUCUCUGCCGGCCCUCUCAACAGGCGCCAGGACCCUUGCCAGGACACCUACAAGUCCUGCGUCGCCUCGGGUGUUCCUGAGGUAGCAUGUGCUUGUGACCUUCAGGCUUGCCUUGGAGAGGACAAUGCCCGCGGCCGCGAGUACUGCGCUUCUGCCACUGCCACCAUCGUCCGCACAUCCACACAUGCUACACCAGUAACCACAUCGAUUCCUGGAGGCUGCAACCCUGCCCACCCUGGCUCAUGCCCUUCUUCAUACUUCCAGACAUCCGUCGUGGCUCCUACUCCUACUAGCAUUCCUGGUGGCUGCAACCCUGCUCACCCGGGAUCUUGCCCUUCAUCGUACUUCUCGACUGUCGCUACUCCCGUCGCGACUUCGAUUCCCGGUGGUUGCAACCCCGCUCACCCAGGCUCUUGCCCCACACCUUCUGCCGUCCCCGUCCCUGCUCCUGGCUCCAACCCGGUGGAGACUGACAAGACAUGGGCUGUCAACAACCUGAGCCGCUACUGCGGUGAGGGCAACUCCGGCUGCGACUACAACUUCGUCAUCGAGGCCAACGGCAAGACUGAGCGCUGCACUGUCAUCCGUAUGCCCGGCAAGGACGCUGCCACCGAGUCCUGGUCCAACCAGCCCUGCACAUCUGGCUCUCCUUACACCAUCUCUUGGGGAUAUGCUGCUCAGCCUGCCCCUGCGUUCGCUGUCAUGACCGUUGUUAACGGCAAGGAGCUUGCUUGGUUCGGUGUCUCUGAUAUCAAUGGCCAGAAGGUCACUCCCUCUAACCCCUUCGGCUCCGGCCAGUACCCCAACACCACCGCUCCUGUCUACACUUACAACUAAGUGCGUGACUGAGUAAAAGGAUAGAUGUUACGACAGCGAUAGAAGAAUGAUCUGAAUUACGAACCUCAACUUGUACAUAUGUAGACUUAGCAUACGAGCAUAGCAUAAACCUUAAUGACUACAAUCAUAUCGUUACAGCACAAGAGUCGUCUCAAUGAUAGUGAGCAAUGCGAUGACUUGAAAGUCUGAGGUUAAGAUGAGGUUGAUAAUGGUGGGGCUGGUCAGCAAGAUUGACAACAUCGCGCUAGCUUAAUCGGAGGCGCCCGUAGACCCCAGCUUGGUGUUCUUCACAACUCCUUAUCUUCACCAUCCCGUCACGUAAACAACGUCCCUAUCUGCUGGCGGCAGCUUUGCAAAAGCAAUUGCGAGACCAGGUGCUCUUCGAUCUCGCGGCUUAUGCUUCUAGUCUUGCAAUUGCUAGCAAGUCUCAUGAUGCUGUA